AUGUUUUUUGAACGCUUCACGCCAGGAGUUUCUAGUGGUCGAGUGGUAGCUGGUAGAGGCAAAGCUGGUAGUCACAGUGAUUUGCUGAAUUUUGUAACUAGCAUUGUCGUUGAUAAGAAUGGAACCAUGUUUAUUUGUGAUCGUGGUAACAGACGAGUUCAGCGGUGGUUUAACAACGAUCACCAUAGGCAAACAAUCAUUGCAAAUAUUUCAUGCUGGGGACUAGCGAUGGACCGCAACGAAUUCUUGUACGUCUCUCAUUAUGAUAAAGGUCUUGUAACAAAAUGGCCCGGUACUGAGAUAGUCGCUGGUGGAAAUGGAUAUGGAUCUGCUUUCAAUCAAUUCUUAGGUCUUCAUCAGUCAUAUAUCGAUCGAGAUCAAUCAGUUUUCGUAGCAGACUUUCACAAUUACCGUGUGAUGAAAUACGCCGUUGGUUCAAAAGAAGGAACUAUCAUGGCUGGUGGUGAUGGAAAAGGAGAUAAUGUCGAUCAAUUGAGUGAAGUGAAAUAUUUAGAAAUAAUGUUUCAUGCUAGGUGA
Molecule: messenger RNA, 537 nt
Organism: Rotaria sp. Silwood2
Lineage: Eukaryota; Metazoa; Rotifera; Eurotatoria; Philodinida; Philodinidae
Source: the annotation of a GenBank genome assembly